Cryptococcus wingfieldii CBS 7118 is the source of this 2955-nucleotide messenger RNA. RefSeq names its product autophagy-like protein 9. Gene Ontology annotation, biological process: protein localization to phagophore assembly site; autophagy of mitochondrion. The coding region runs from base 1 to 2955 and encodes 984 amino acids. The transcript is spliced from 11 exons. Gene Ontology annotation, cellular component: autophagosome; phagophore assembly site. Lineage: Eukaryota; Fungi; Basidiomycota; Tremellomycetes; Tremellales; Cryptococcaceae. The record is from RefSeq and is a predicted model, not a curated record.
AUGCUCCUCAGAGAGCUGCAGGGAGACCCUCCCCAUGCCACCAGCGACUUGGAAGACGCCCAAGAAUCACAGUCACGCCCUUCCUCGCAUAUACUCGAGCUGGAAGGUCAAGGAUCUGGGUCCACAACGAGGGGAUCACUAAGCAGACGCAGUCCGACUCAUAUCCUCGACGAUGGCUCGGAUGACGACGACGGUGGCAACCCGCCGCAAUCACUGAUCUUUGGCGAUCAGGGUGUUCAACGGGCUCGGGAUCACAGGGACUUGUCAAGGGCCACAGAAGUGACGGAUACGAGGAAAGGGGGGCCUAUGCCGCUAUCUGAGGCCUACUCUGAUAGUCGAGAUCACCCACUACCUUCAUCGUCUUCUAAACAACACCUGGCAAGACCGAGAAGCACAGGGCCUUUUGUAGAGGCUUCCGGCAGCUCCAGGAGUACCAGCAUCGGAGAAGGCGCUGAGCCAUUGUCUAUCUGUGCAUCUGGGUCGGAUGUAAAAGCAUCAUCUAUGGGGGUGCCGCAUAUAGGACUCCCAGCUUCAGGACGGGAGACCCAACGGCCCCUCUUCCGAGAAGUUACCCUCCCCCAGCCAUCGUCGCCUCAACGCCCUUCAUGGCCAGGAUCUCCAUCACAGAGAGUCAAUGGUUAUCUUGACCCUAAUAUCCCUCCUCCAUUGACAUCGAAAAGUAAAGGGAAGGGGAAAGAGAGGGUCAGGAACAAGGGCGGUCGAAGAUACCACUCAGUCGGCACAGAAGAUCUGGAGGAUGGGAAUAGAAGAAAGACCCCCAAGAGCGGCUUGGAUGAGUACGAGAAGGCGCUCUGGAAGUGGGUCAACGUUGAUGACUUGGACGGCUUCUUGCAAGAGGUGUACGAGUACUACAAAGGCAAGGGAAUAUACUGCAUUGCCUUGUCAAGAGUGCUCAAUCUCUUGACGACAUUCUUUGUUAUUGCCUUCUCUACUUUUUUGAUUUCUUGCAUCGACUACUCCAAGCUUGCGUCCGGUGAUGACACGGUCAAUCGACUUGACGACGUCCUUGUGGGACAGUGUCUAAGGAGGGGGUCUUUCACCCAUAUGUUGUUCAUCGUCAUACUCUCAGCAUUCUUCAUCUUCCAGGCUGUCAGCUUUGCCCUAUCCCUGCCCCGCUUACUAGAGAUGUAUCGCUUUUACACGCAUCUCCUUCGUAUACCAGACGCCGACAUACAGACUUUACCAUGGCCUGAGAUCGUGCGACUCGUGGGUGAGAUCAGGAAACACAACCCGAUCACAUCUAUAUCCAACGGGCAAGCAUCUGCACUCGCAGACAUGAUAGGCGACAACACUACGGGAGCUGUCAAAAAGCUUGAUGCGCAUGAUGUUGCCAAUCGCAUUCUUCGACAAGAGAAUUACCUCAUAGCCCUGUUCAACAAGGAUCUUUUGGAUCUCAAAGUCCGGAUACCUUAUCUCAGCUUUGGCGCCAAUCAUUUGACGAAAGCGCUAGAGUGGAACCUCAGGUUCUGUCUACUAGGAUAUCUGUUUGACUGGCGAGGUCAAGUUCGGAAAGAUUUUGUGAGGGAAAAGAGACGACAGGAUCUUGUACAAGGGUUGAGACGAAGACUUGUGUUUAUGGGGAUACUGAAUGGGCUUUUUGCUCCUUUCAUCAUCGUCUAUCUAUUGAUGUAUUCCUUCUUCCGCUACUUUGAGGAAUACCACAAGAACCCAUCUUCCAUUGGCAGUCGCCAAUACACCCCUUAUGCUCAGUGGAAAUUCAGAGAAUUCAACGAACUGCCCCAUCUGUUUGAAAGACGCCUGGACCGAAGCUAUGUCACUGCCAAGGAAUAUGUCGAUCAAUUUCCCAAGGAGAAGACCGCUCUUGUGAUGAGGUUUGUGGCUUUCGUCGCGGGCUCCUUCGCGGCUGUCCUUCUUGCUGCGACCCUGCUGAACCCCGACCUGUUCUUGCACUUUGAAAUCACUCCGCGUCGCACCGUACUAUUCUUCCUCGGUGUUUUCGGUUCAGUGCUGGCCGUUGCCAGGUCAAUGGUCCCGGAAGAGAAUAUGGUCUUUGACCCCGAGGCGAGCUUGAAGGAGGUCGUCAAGUGGACCCACUACUUGCCGGAAGAGUGGAGAGGACGGUUGCACAGCGAAAAGGCGAAAUUCGGCAAACUAUUUGCUCUCAAAAUCACGAUAUUCUUUGACGAACUUCUCUCGGUCAUCCUCACCCCCUUCAUCCUAUUCUUCUCUUUACCGCCAUGUGCUUCCGAGAUUAUCGACUUUUUCCGCGAAUUCACUGUCCACGUAGACGGCGUGGGCUACGUCUGCUCCUUUGCUGUGUUUGAUUUCUCACGGCAAGGGAACGUCGAUCUGGAAGCAGAAGACCUGCACAGGCCAGAAAGGGGAGCCGAUCGAAUGGGGCAUCAAGCGCAAAACACCAUACCUUCCGCUCCAUUGUCUCCAAGGCUUAGCAACAGGGGACUGGGGAACAGAACCCGCGACCGCAGUAGCAAUGAAAUUAAGAUGGAAAAAUCCUUCCUUCAUUUCAGGGCUACCCAUCCCGACUGGCAGCCUUCAGACCCAAAUUCCUCUGUGUUUCUCGACAAGCUCGCUCAUAUUCGCAACCGUCAUCUCUCGCCGGGAGCUGUAGCACCCAUGGGCGCGGGGCCAGGAGGAUCGUUCUACGCCGGAGGCAGAGGCUUGGGUAUCGAUGGCUCAGUGAUGGGCGAUAUGAAUGAGGCACAACUUAGAGCAAAGAGUCAGGCAUAUGAGCGCGCCUGGACCAGGAGCUCGAACCUCCAUCAACAGACCGUGCUCUCGCCCAGCAAUGUACGAGGGCGAGCGAUCGAGGAGGGGGAUGAGGGAGGUGAUUCAAUCGAAGGCUGGACACAAGGCCAUCAGGCGUUAAAUGGGUCUGUUGAGGCUGAAGAAGGCGCUUCUCCAUGGAGAGAUGAGGGAGUUGUCGGCAUGUUACAGCAGGUUCUGGGAAGAUGA